AUGGCGGCCCAGACGGCGUGGCCCGGCGGCAGGCCCCUCGCGUCCUCGGACGACGAGGGGAAGAGAGAGGCGGCCCUGCGGGGGAGGAACGGGGAGAAGUGCUUCAUCAGCAUCAUCUGCCCCAGCGUGUUGACCCUGAACGUCUCGAGCGCCUUGUCGUACUCGACCUGGCCCGGGCUCUUUUCCGGGUGCAGGAUCCCCGGAGUCGCGAGGGCCAGCCUGAGAUGGUGCGUCUUUGUUCUGCGCCUCCUCGGCGGCGGCGGCGAUGGUGGGCUCGUCCGUGACGUCGACCCGCACGACCUUGAGGCGCGAGGCGAGGUCCUCCGUCUCGAUGGAGGGCAGGGCGAGGGACUUGAGGAAGCGGUGCUUGGCGUCCGUGGUGUCGGGCGAGCGGGUGGUCGCGAGGAUCGGGGCGGCGGUGGUCCGGAGCAGGUGCUUGACCAGGUGGGCGCCGAUGCCGCGGGAGGAGGGGGAGAUGAGGAUCCAGGGGCGGGACAUGGCUUCUCCUGCGCGUGGCUGCGGGGUUGGGGUGUGUUGAGAUUGGAGGUUGCGGUCGUCUCGAUUAUACGCGCCGUUGGUGCGGCUCGCGAUUCACUCGAGAUGGCAUGCAGUGAAAUUGUCUGGGCAAUGGAGGAUGAAGCUGAACGGGAGAUCCAAUCACAGGGAUUUGGCACGCAAGCAAACGCAGAGGGAGCAUGUACACGAUGUCAGAUCAUUUGUAUUUUGUCGAAUUGGGGUUUCUCCACACAAGCUUCAGUCGAAGACAUCAUGACUUUGAAAUGA
Molecule: messenger RNA, 783 nt
Organism: Colletotrichum spaethianum
Lineage: Eukaryota; Fungi; Ascomycota; Sordariomycetes; Glomerellales; Glomerellaceae
Exons: 3
Coding region: 1-783 (260 amino acids)
Source: RefSeq, a predicted model, not a curated record